Schistocerca gregaria is the source of this 1017-nucleotide messenger RNA. RefSeq lists its product as uncharacterized. The transcript has 3 exons. Gene Ontology annotation, biological process: detection of chemical stimulus involved in sensory perception of smell; sensory perception of smell. Gene Ontology annotation, molecular function: olfactory receptor activity; odorant binding. The record is from RefSeq and is a predicted model, not a curated record. Bases 1 to 1017 code for a protein of 338 amino acids. Lineage: Eukaryota; Metazoa; Arthropoda; Insecta; Orthoptera; Acrididae. Gene Ontology annotation, cellular component: plasma membrane.
AUGGCGGCUGGGACACUGCCAUCUCAGACGACGUACCGGCUGCUGAUGUGGAGACUCCACUACGAAUUACGGGCUGCUUCACCUCGUAACACCUCUGCUGGGGACGAGCUGCUGCGGCUGGUGGUGGCGGCGCUCCGGUGGGGCGGCCUGUGGCGUCCUGCGGGCGCCGGGGCGUCGUACCGGCUGUACCAGGCCGUGGUGGCGGCCGUGGGCCCCCUGCUGGUGGCCGGAGUGCUGCUCAGCGCGGACCACGUGGCGCGGCGGUCGGGGGCGGAGGGGCAGGCCGGGGGCAGCGCGCUCGCCCUGCACACCUACUACUGCACCGUGCUGCUCUCCAACACCACCAAGAUCACCGUGUUCGCCUGCUGCCGCGCCAGGCUCGGGCAGGCACUCACCACUCUGGCCCGCGGUCCCAGGCCAGAGCGUAACAAGAAGAUGGAAGCAACUUCACUACGCAAGGCGAGGUGGAUGUUCGCGCUGCCUCAGGCGAUGGUGAUGUUCGCCGUCGCUACGCACUCGGUGGUGCCGCUCUUGGGACAUGAAGAUGAUGGUGCGACCAUCUGUGCUUCACCGCAGACUGAGGACGAUGUCAGCAUUGCUGGCGGUUGCUUCUCUGGGCGCUUUCCGCUGGAGCUGUGGUACCCCACUGCUGUGCACACCGCGCCAUUGUACCACGUUGUCUACGUACUGCAACUGGUGGCCAUCUACUACACGUGCCACACGGCGAUUAAUGUCGAUUUGUUUUUCUUUGCCGUUACCAACCACGCCAGCUCCCAGCUCGAGGAGCUCAACAAUGCUCUCUGUCAGAUGGGUUCGCGACGUCCUGUUCGCAGUUCCCCUUGUCUACAAAAUCGACGACGAGGCAGUACUGAAAGUGAGCACUCGUCGUAUGGCAACCAAGUGAAUGGUCCUUUGUGGGACACGAAUGAAGAGAGUCUAGCGCUGGUCGAGCGGCAAAGGGCGAUGUACCAGGAUUUAAUUCGUCUCGUAAUGCAGCACCAGAAAAUCAUGCGGUAA